ACCCAGAGGUGGAGAGAAUGAGCCAGAAAGAGGGUCUGAGGGCCAACUCCUUUCAGUUCACCCUAGAGGUAGAGCCCUUUCACAUCCUGGGGGGCUCUAUCCACUACUUCCGUGUCCCCAGAGCCUACUGGGAGGACCGGCUGCUGAAGAUGAGGGCCUGUGAGGUCAACACUCUCACCACCCUAGCAGCAGAGUUGGGGCUCUGGUUUAUUCUGCGGGCAGGACCCUACAUCUGUGCUGAGUGGGACUUAGGAGGGAUGCCCAGUUGGUUGCUGUGUGAUCCAGACAUGAAGUUGAGAACAACCUACCGAGGUUUCACAGAAGCAGUUGACUCCUUUGAUCAACUCAUUCCAAGAGUUGCACCAUUUCAGUACUCCAAGGGGGGCCCAAUUAUAGCAGUUCAAGUGGAGAACGAGUAUGGCUCUUAUGCAAAAGAUGUUGAAUACAUGCCAUACAUAAAAGAGCCCCAGAAGUUCAAGAUGGUGAUGGAGUAUUGGUCUGGGUGGUUUGACCUCUGGGGUGACCUUCACCAUGUUUUUGCUGCUGAGGCCCUUGAAGUCAGAAACCAGUCAACAUGGAGAACUCCUAUGACUACACUUUAUAUGAGACCACCAUCAGCAGUGGAGACCUUCUGAACUCCAGGAACAAUGUUCGAGACAGAGCCCUGGUGUUUGUGGACUAACUAUUUGUUGGAGUUCUGGACUAUAAGAUGCUGGAGUUUGCACUGCCUGAUGGGAAGGUGUAGUGAUAGUGUGUUUCGGGCAAAAAGUAGCCUAGCGGUUAUAGUAUUGGGCCAGUAACCAAAUAGUCGCUGGCUUUCGAAUACCUGAGCUGACAAGGUGAAAAAUCUGACGUGCCCUUGAGCAAGGCAAUUAUCCCUGAUUUGCUCAAGGGGCACCGUACUACUAUGGCUGUCUCUGUAAAACAAACAUUUCCCUGCAGCUAUCCGGUGUAUGUGACAAUAACACAUAAUUUUAUUCUAUUCAGUCUAUAGGUGUGCUGCUGAGCUGCUUUCUAAACUGGCUAGUUUAUAUUCAACACCACAUGAUAGAGGGGAAAGCUUCUGUUGAUGCUGAUAAAUGCGGUAGUCACUAAGGUGCCAGGAUUAAGCCAACAGAAAGUUUUCAGACAAAUGUUGUUCUAACAAAGAGGAAUCGCAAUCACUAACUUUGCACCUGCCUGUUAUUGAAAAACAAGUCCACGCUGCUUACCCUAUCGCACAGAAGCAGAUUGGACUUGAUCAAUUAUUAUCUUCAGUUCAACUGAAAGCCACGUUUCCUCUAUUGUCUCUAGUUAGUCUACUUUGCAUUGUGGGCUGUAGAUAGUACGUCCAAUUGUUUCCACAUCUUUUAUGUACUUUCCAUUGAAGGGGGAGAGGACAUUGAGUUUACUUGUGGAGAACUCUGGGAGAGCGAACUGUGGUCAACUCCUAGAUGAACAGCGUAAAGGUAAUUCGAUAGUUUUAACUACUGUUUCUGGGUCAGUGAUAGCCUUGUGGUUGUAUAACUAGACACAUAUAUUGGUAAAUCCUUUCAGAAUUGGUGCUCAAAAGCAGCUAAUUAACCACAAUGUAGAAAAUCAAAGGCCGCCUUAUUUCAGCCUUGGCUUAUUUUUCAGGUCUUGUCGGAGACAUUGAGUUGACCAAUACCCCACUACGAGACUUUAUCAUUCAUAGUCUAGAUAUGAAGCCUGGCUUUGUAAAUAGGUUUGUACUGAUCAUGAACAUCUUUCAAUUUCCGUCCCCAUGUUUAUUUGUUCUGAGUCUGUCAUUGCUCCUGCCUAGCUCAGAUUCUGUUGAUUAUCUUCUUGGUUCUCGCUGAGCAUAGAAAUACAAUGCCAGAUUGCAGAAAUAACAGAUUUUUCAUGUGGUUUCCCACUACCAUGUUAAAAACCCAUUAUAAUCAGCUGAGAAAUUAGCGCUGUCUUGAAAAUGCUUGCCCACUAAGAACAACACUACAUCUAAAGAUCAGAAGUGGAAUAAAAACAUUUAUUUUUCCACGACUGAAGUCAUGCCAUUGUACACUCUCACAAAUGAUCUCGUUACAUUAAUAAAUAUGAUGAGGAAUCAUAUUAGUCAGUGAUUUCCUGUGUUAUAAUAGGGUGAUCUCCUCCCAUGUUUCAGACUGAGUGCAGCAAGCCAGGGUUCUUCCAGGGCAUGCUGUAUGUGGACGGCCAUCCCAGAGACACCUUCAUCAGACUUCCUGUGUGUAAAGCAGCCCAACAGGGUCUGUGCUUAUGAAAGAGAGUCCCACCUGUCCAUACUUUUUAUUGAUGUGUAGUAUAGUAGGACUAUCUGGUUUAUUGUUAGCUAGUGUAGUAGGCAUAUCACACAUCAGACCAACAUAGUGAUGAAAGAAGGUCCUAGAGAAACCCUAAACUCUGACAUGCUGACCAGACCGCUCACGCACGUGCUAAUUUUGUCCACCCACACCCAGGUUGAAAUAUCAAAACAAACUCUGAACAAACUAUAUUCAUUUUGGGACAGGUUGAAAAGCAUUAAACAUUGGCAAUUUAGCUGGCUGUUUUGCUGUUGCUAGCUAAUUUAUACCCUGGUAUAUAAACAUUGGGAUGUUAUUUUACCUGAAAUGCACAGGGUCCUCUACUCCGACAAUUAUUCCACAGAUACAAAGGUAAACCGAGUUCGUUGCUAGUAAUCUCUCCUCUUUCAGGCUUCUUCUUCUUCUGUAGACUUUAUAUGGCAUUUGACAAACAAUUUUAAAGUGCAUUACCAGAACAAGCUGGAUUAGAAUGUGGACCUCAGUUAACCUUUCAAUCAUGCUCUAAAAACCAAUGAGGAGAUGGCACGUGGGUAUAUGCUCCUAAAAACCAAUGAGGAGAUGGGAGAGGCGACUUGCAGUUCAUCAAGCGUUACAAAUAGAACCAAGUUCUAUUUUAGUCACUGAUUAGUGAAUUCCAUUCAUAGGGCUGGAGUAAAGGAGUGGUAUUAACCAACGGGCAGAAUCUUUGACGCCACUGGUCCAUCGGUCCCCAGAAAACCCUCUACCUCGCUGGACCUUGGCUUAACUGAGGAAAUAAUCAGAUGUUGAUGCCGUAACUGUUACUGCCUUUCUGUCUAACUAGUUCCCUGGAAAAACACCCUACACAGGAGUUCACUCAGAUGCCUCUGUUAGGAACAUCACAGGUCAAUAGUUUUGAUGUACAGUUGCAGUGGGUUUGAUGAUAUUGAACUUGGCAGUGCUUUGUGGGAAUAGUCCUCAGGCGACUUCUCUUCCCUCUGAACAUGUUGGUUCCACGCCUCGGCUGUAUUGACCUCUGCUGUGAUUCAAAGCCUUUUGUUGAUCUCAGGUCAUUGUGUUUGAGGAGCAAGAAGCGGAUGGUAAAAUCCAAUUCGCCAGAAAGCCUGACCUUGGAAUGACUGUUGACGUAUAGUGAGGAUGGCCUACUGGAAUGGAGGUAUGGUUAGGAGUUCCAUCCUCUCACAUUUUCACACUCUGCCUGCCAUCAGGGACCUAGCUAGAUAGCUACUCAGAAUCGAUGCACAUCACUGCACAUGGCAUUUAUUUCCUGUCGGGAAGCCCCACCCUCUGAAUGAUCCAGACUAAUAAAGCAUCAUACUAGAGCUUGAAAAUGUAACUGUGCCUUCAUUAUAUAUGAUGGGCCACUGCAGUAUCUGUACUGCAAUAUCUGUUUUGUACUUGUUGUUUGUGCAUUACCAUUCCAUAUGUGUAUUGUGAGAAUUGUGUCAGAGAUACUAAUUUAGAGAUUUCAGGUAUUUUAAUGUAUAGGUGUUUGUCCGGAUUCAAGGACACAUCUACUUGAUAUUGUAUUUCUUUGAAUGGACAAUUAAAACAAAAACACAGAUUGUUCUUUUGAGAUUAACCAGUGACGUGUGAUGGUGAAUUAAACUGAACCAUCAGUGCAGUGGAUACUCUCAAAUACAAAGACAUUUGUCAAGUACUUCACUUUUCAGUUGUUUAUUUUUCUUGAUAAAUGCCAUAUGGUAUCUCUGA
This is a messenger RNA of Oncorhynchus kisutch (coho salmon), 3971 nucleotides long. Its product is annotated as beta-galactosidase-1-like protein 2. Gene Ontology annotation, biological process: carbohydrate metabolic process. Gene Ontology annotation, molecular function: hydrolase activity, hydrolyzing O-glycosyl compounds. The coding region runs from base 18 to 635 and encodes 205 amino acids. Lineage: Eukaryota; Metazoa; Chordata; Actinopteri; Salmoniformes; Salmonidae. The record is from RefSeq and is a predicted model, not a curated record. The transcript is spliced from 7 exons.